AUGGACGAGUACGAAUACCUUCAGCCUGGGUUCGACCCCAAGUCGCUGACGGUGCCCCGUUUGCGAUCGAUCUUUGUGGCGCACGACAUUCAGUACCCCGCUACAGCGAAGAAGCCCCAACUCAUCGAGCUUUUCAACGACGAGCUCCUGCCCCAAGCCAAGAAGAUUCUGGCGAAGCAGGCUAGAGCGAAGCGAUCAAGCAAGGGCAUCGUCGAUAUGCCAAGCUAUAACGAAAGCGAGUCUUUUGAUGACCACGAUCUGGCGCCUCCGCCACCGAGAACCACGAGAUCUCGGUCCCCUCGAAAGGCCUCUACCCGUCUCAGAAGCGAGGAGUACGAGCCGGUCGAGCCGCCGGCUACUAUCAGUCCUACGAAGAGGAAGGUUCGAGCAAGUAGCCGACAGCCUGUGGAACCGGAACCGGAACCGUACGUUGAACAGUACGUUGAGCCGGAGCCGCCCAAGUCCGUUCGGACCAAGCGCGUUGUCACGCCUCACAUCAAGACGGAGGAAUCGGAAGAGGACUUCUUCAAGAAGCGAAGAGAGUCCGAAUACUUCUCGAAGGACAACCCGUUUCAGAGCGGCAGUUCGCCAGCGCCGAUAAAGACCCCUGCUACUGGCCGCAGGAGGACUACCGAGCACAAGGUUGAGCAAGACGACUACGACUAUGGCACAAGACGACAGACCGACGGCCACUACGUCGAGGACCGACCAAAGUCAUCCAGGAAGUCCCAGGCGUUCGAGGUUCCCGUCAGCAAGUUACUGCGCGAAGAGACGCCAGAGUUUCACUCAUUCGAGGCUGUUGAGGCGGGCGAAGAAUUCACCCCUGAUGCUCAGUUUGAAAUGGAGCAAGAGAUGGCGGCAAGCGGGGAGACGGCUGUGGUGCAGCGUCAGACAUCACCAGCUCGACCCCGCAGAAGUCUGGCUAAGCCCUUCUGGGCGUUGGCUGUUUCUUUGCUCGGCGCAUAUGGCGCAUGGUACCGACAAGAAAAGGUCGCUGUCGGAUACUGCGGUCUCGGUCGCCCUGCAACACAAAUUAUUCCUCCUGAUGUCCCGGUACCAGACUGGGCCGUGCAACUGGCUGAACCUCAGUGCGAACCUUGCCCGCAGCAUGCGUACUGUUACGAGGACUUCUCCGUUCGCUGUGAGCCCGACUUUAUUCUGAAGCCGCACCCGCUUGCUCUCGGUGGUCUCGUUCCUCUGCCGCCAACAUGCGAGCCAGAUGGAGAGAAGGUGCGAAGAGUCAAGGCUGUUGCCGACAAGACUGUUGAGGAGCUGCGAGAGAGGCGGGCACAAUUCGAGUGCGGCGACUCCGGCGACUCCGCUGACGAAGAGAGCCAAACGACUGCGACUCCUCAGAUCGACGAAGAGAAACUGAAAGAAGUCAUCAGCUCGAAGAGAAGCAAGAAGAUGAACAAGGAGGAGUUCGACGACCUUUGGGUUGCCGCAAUCGGUGAUGUCAAGGGCCGCGAGGAGGUUGAGGUCGUUCCACUCUCAAUUGGAUCUAUGAUCUUCUUGAUCGCCACCUACUUCUACGUCCGAUCCAAGUACAGAUCGCACAAGGCCACUGCAGCCCAGGUCCCGGCUCUCGUUGACCUUGUCUUGUCUCGGCUCGCAACGCAGAAGGAACUCGGCGAGGAGGAGAUUGACGACCCUUGGCUUUUCCUGCCCAACCUCCGCGACGACGUACUUCGAUCCGUACACUCGCUCGGCGAGCGUGAUCGUAUCUGGAAGAAGGUCAAAGCCGUAGUUGAGCAGAACAGCAACGUGCGAACCAGUCAAAGAGAAGGCCGUAGCGGUGAAGUCGGUCGCGCAUGGGAGUGGAUUGGACCUAUCGCGGGAGACAGCAGGCGUCGCAAGAGCGGACGCACGUCUUUCGGACCUGGACCGGACGUGAAGAUCGAAGACUCCGUUGAAACAUCAGAGAAAGCCAACGCCCACUCGAAAUGGGAGGAGCCGCGGCCCAUCUAUUAA
Messenger RNA from Colletotrichum karsti, 1971 nucleotides. RefSeq lists its product as uncharacterized. The transcript is spliced from 2 exons. The record is from RefSeq and is a predicted model, not a curated record. Gene Ontology annotation, molecular function: chromatin binding. NCBI's taxonomy places the organism in Eukaryota, Fungi, Ascomycota, Sordariomycetes, Glomerellales, Glomerellaceae. Gene Ontology annotation, cellular component: nuclear inner membrane. Bases 1 to 1971 code for a protein of 656 amino acids.